GUAGCUCAUCCAGACCCUUAUAUUUGUCCUAAUUGGCAAUUCUAUCACCCCGGAAAAACACUGGUGGCAUCCUCUCGAUCUCUCUGGCAUUGGCAGCGGCGCAGCGGGGUUUCUGAUUUCUGCAUUGUUCGUUAACUGAAAAAAUGGUUCUUCAAAAUGAUAUCGAUUUGCUUAACCCUCCAGCUGAAUUGGAGAAGAGGAAGCACAAGCUCAAGCGUCUCGUGCAGUCUCCUAACUCAUUCUUCAUGGAUGUGAAGUGCCAGGGAUGCUUCAAUAUAACUACUGUGUUCAGUCAUUCCCAAACUGUGGUGGUGUGUGGCAAUUGCCAGACCGUCUUGUGCCAGCCAACCGGUGGACGUGCAAGGCUUACAGAGGGUUGCUCCUUCAGGAGAAAGGGUACCUGUUAUUUUACCUCUUCAAAAUCAAUGCUGGUUUUGGAAAUGGGAUUGGUGCAUCUAGGUAAAUACUCAUGUUUUAUCUGUUUAUAAUCUUCGUUGUAAGGUCUGGUCGCCCUGUCCAUGGGAAUUAGUCGAGUCUUAAAGGAGCGGUUGUUAAUUUAGCCAGGAUAAUAAGUAAAUGUUUUGGAGAAAAGUCAGCGUACUGUCUUUGUUAGUGAAAAAAUUUUCCAUGGAUCUCAGUAUGAUAAGGCAUAAUUUCACCUUGCUGUGUCUAUAUAUUUCUUCAUCCUCUGGUC
Hevea brasiliensis (rubber tree) is the source of this 694-nucleotide messenger RNA. Its product is annotated as 40S ribosomal protein S27-2. Gene Ontology annotation, molecular function: RNA binding; structural constituent of ribosome. Bases 144 to 488 code for a protein of 114 amino acids. The transcript is spliced from 5 exons. Gene Ontology annotation, biological process: ribosomal small subunit assembly; translation. Gene Ontology annotation, cellular component: ribosome; cytosolic small ribosomal subunit. NCBI's taxonomy places the organism in Eukaryota, Viridiplantae, Streptophyta, Magnoliopsida, Malpighiales, Euphorbiaceae. The record is from RefSeq and is a predicted model, not a curated record.